ACCCUGGUGCGCACCGGAGCAAAGGGGAGUAUCCUGGGGUGAAGAGGAGAGAGAGGGGAGAGUACUGUGAGGAGGCGAAAGGGAUAAAUAGCAGAGGAGAGGAGGAGAAGGGACACGGGCAGCUGCCGCCGGGGAUACCUGCACGCGCGCGCGCUAAGACACAGCGGGACUUUAAUCUCAUUUAGAUGACAGUCUGAGUGCUGCCGGUGACAGCGCACCCAUUGAGGAUAUUCCCCAUCCAACUUUUCUUCCUCCGGGCCGCUUUCCGCUCCUACCGGGACUCUGCUGCCGUGCCGCAAACCGGAUCGGGUGGUUCAUCUGUGAUGGGGGCAGCGGCUGACGUUGGGAGCUUCACCAACGUAUUCCUGGAGAGCUUCGGUCCCGCGGGCGCCGCUCCGGCCCCCAUUGGUUCUCAUUUGGUUCUCACGCCCGCCGGGGCGGUGGACUACAGCUCGGUGAGCGGACUCGUGAUGGGGGGACAGGGGCAGCAGCAGGAGCACCUCGUGUCCGCGGAGCGGCUGUCCCGGAGCCUGGCGGACUUCAGCCACCUGAAGGGGAUCCUGAGGCGGCGGCAGCUCUACUGCAGGACCGGCUUCCACCUGGAGAUCCAUCCCGAUGGCACGGUGCAGGGCACCAGGAAGGACCACAGCAGAUUCGGUAUUCUGGAGUUUAUCAGUCUGGCUGUAGGACUGGUCAGUAUCAGGGGGGUGGACAGUGGACUCUACCUGGCUAUGAACAGCAAGGGAGAGCUGUAUGGAUCGGAGAAACUGUCGGCAGAAUGUGUUUUCAGAGAGCAGUUUGAGGAAAACUGGUACAACACGUAUUCCUCCAACAUCUACCGGCACGGGGAAAAAGGUGCGUUCUACUUCGUCGCCUUGAACAAAGAUGGAACGUCUCGAGAUGGAACGAGGUCAAGGCGGCAUCAGAGGUUCACCCACUUCCUACCGAGGCCCGUAGACCCGGACCGAGUGCCAGAGCUGUACCGGGAUAUACUGGCCCAGAGCUGAGACCAGAGGUUCUGAGCCGGAACGCAAACCAAGCGCGCCUAAUUUCAGCCCUGUUUCCGAGGGAGAAAGAAGUGAACCCAAUCAUAUGCUCCUGUGCUGGAAUGGAGAACGAGCAGAGAGGCCAUGUAGAACAGGGAGUUUGACUGAACAGCACCAGGGAACCUCUGGAGGAGGUGAAAGCCCCCCAACAAAGACUACAUUGGAGCUGAAUAUUGCCCACAUACUGGCUUGUGCCGCGGCCUCGGUGGCCAAACACAUGAUUCAUGGAUUUUUCACUGAGUUCCCAUACAUUUAAUCCAACUACUAGUCCAAACUGCAUGUUCACGAGGACAGGAGUGGGGAAGUAAUAGUUGUGAUUAACAACUGGCUGCUAAUAGCAUUUUCCUGUUGUUGUGGGUGAGUCCUAAGAAAUCCGCUGUUUUCAGUAGAGCGAUUUAUUUAAUUCUAAACACUGCUGUGGCUGCUAAGUAAGCGUUUGAUCAAAAUGCAUCAUCUACUGCGCAGUGGCUGGUUUACACGAAACGGUAGUGUCGUGCACUGGAAAGCAGCCAUGUUUGUUCUGGAAACAAGAGCCACCGGAGCCCCCUGCGUCGGACCGACGGCACGGACGGAUUCUUUUGGACUCUGCUCUAAAGACAGAUGCUGCUCCAAUGAUGUUACUUUUCUACAAAGUGCAUGUGGAUUAUGAAAAACAGUCCAAUAGAGGUGUAUGAGGACUCCUUCUUUGCCGCCCGCUGUGUGUUCUGGUGGGACCCGUUUUAGAACCCUGUGAAGGAAUUCAGUUGUUCUCCCACUGACAACCGUGAAUGCGGAACCUGGCAGAGACACCUAUACAAACAUGCUGACAGAUUUUAUUUCUAUUUAUGAGCUUUUAUUUCCUGGGACAUACAGUAUAUUUAUUUCAUAUAUUAAUUUAUUUUGAGAAUCUAUUUUUACAGGUAUGAGAUAAAAUAAAAAAGAAUAUUCAGAGCAA
Messenger RNA from Betta splendens (Siamese fighting fish), 1980 nucleotides. Its product is annotated as fibroblast growth factor 9-like. Lineage: Eukaryota; Metazoa; Chordata; Actinopteri; Anabantiformes; Osphronemidae. Gene Ontology annotation, cellular component: cytoplasm. Bases 324 to 1007 code for a protein of 227 amino acids. Gene Ontology annotation, molecular function: fibroblast growth factor receptor binding; growth factor activity. Gene Ontology annotation, biological process: positive regulation of gene expression; fibroblast growth factor receptor signaling pathway; positive regulation of cell population proliferation. The record is from RefSeq and is a predicted model, not a curated record. The transcript has 3 exons.